Ctenocephalides felis (cat flea) is the source of this 1649-nucleotide messenger RNA. Its product is annotated as prolyl 3-hydroxylase sudestada1-like. The coding region runs from base 81 to 1649 and encodes 522 amino acids. Lineage: Eukaryota; Metazoa; Arthropoda; Insecta; Siphonaptera; Pulicidae. Gene Ontology annotation, cellular component: cytoplasm. Gene Ontology annotation, molecular function: peptidyl-proline dioxygenase activity; L-ascorbic acid binding; iron ion binding. The transcript has a single exon. Gene Ontology annotation, biological process: regulation of translational termination; peptidyl-proline hydroxylation. The record is from RefSeq and is a predicted model, not a curated record.
CUUUAAUAUAUCAUAUAUUUUUAUUGAUACAUGACAUACUAUACGGUGUUUUGAAUAGUUAAAUAACUUCGAUCGAAGCAAUGGUUAACAUGAAGAGAUUUAAGAAGGUGCCCCGGCGGCAUUUCAAAAGACACUCCGUCGUCCCCUGCCAGAAUGGUUGGACGACUUCGAAUCCCUGGGUGGAGCAAGUUAUUAAUCCAACUAAUCGAAAACUCCCAAGCCGCAAACUGUUUACAUUGAACAAAGAUAUAUCUGAUUUAAAUAAUAUUAAAAAAUUGCAUGCUUCCUUAAGUUCACGUGGUAUUUACUCUGCCGUUCCAACAGUAACCAUUCGUCGCGAACCGUUUCAUUUGGGUAUUAUAGAAAAUUUUCUCUCCGAUAAAAGCAGUUUGCAGUAUUUAUAUAAAGACAUACAAACCUUAAAAUGGAAUUCCAAAAAAAUGGAUCUAUAUGAAUUGUCUCAAUCACCUGAUCUGUCCACAGUAACAUCAAAAUACUUGCAUGGUUUUUUUAAUUUUUUGCAGACUGAUGUGCUUAAAUGGAUGAGCGAUGUCACUGGUUUGAAAUUUACGAAAGUAUCUGCUACAUGUUCUAUGUAUAAUGCAACCAAUUAUUUGCUUCCUCAUGAUGACCUAUUGGAAGACAGGUUGAUAGCCUUUAUUUUUUACAUUUGCCCAUGGCGAUUGUCAUCUGACGAUUAUAAUCAAAAAGUCUUGGAAGCUGGAUGGAGCACGAAGAUGGGUGGAAAUUUAAAAUUAUUCACUGUGAACAAAUAUAAGGAACCAGUUUAUCCGGCUAUUGAUAAAAUUUGCCCGAAAAACAAUCACUUUGUUUUUUUUAAGGUUUGCCCAGAAUCUUAUCAUGAAGUUGAGGAAGUUUAUACUGAUGAUUAUUCCAGGUUAUCAAUAAAUGGGUGGUUUCAUGGACCUAGAUUUAAAAUUACUGAAGAGCUUGAAACUAAUAAGGUGAGAAAGCAUGAGAUGUUUUCAUAUGAGAUCAAAAAUGAGGUUUGUUUAUUAGAUGAUUAUAUAAAAAGUGACUAUUUAACUGAAACGUCUAAAAAAAAAAUUAAUACUCAAAUUGAAGAAAAUUCUGAAAUAGGACUUGCUCAAUUUUUUAAUGAAAACGUUUAUGAUGACUUGUUAAACUCAAUAACUUCAGUUAUGAAAUGGGAAAGAGUUGGCCCGGUUAAUAAACGAAAUUAUGAGAUAUGCUUUGUGAACAAGUUAUAUAACUUAUUUUAUUCUGACUCUUUCAUAUCUUUAUUGAAAGAUUUUACGGAUUUAGAUUUGCCAGUUGGAGACAAUGCCUUGAAAAAAUCGUUAAUAAAUUUAGAAAUUCAAAGAUGGACUGCAGGAUGUUAUACUUUAUUAAGUGACAAAUCAGAAUAUGACUGUGAUGAAUUGGAUGUUAUAAUGUAUUUUAAUUCUUCAGGAAAAACAGGUAUUGGUGCUAUAACUUAUUUAGAUCCAAAUGAAGCAGAAGGCAAUGAGCUACUAACAAUAUUUCCUAAAAAUAAUAUGCUGAAUAUUGUAUAUAGAACUAGUGGAACAAAUAGAUUCACUAAGUAUGUUAACCGUAAAAUGAUCGAUCCCUCGAAGUAUUUUUAUAUAGUAGUCUGUAGAUAUAGAGAAUUACAAAAUGUGUAA